Messenger RNA from Knipowitschia caucasica, 366 nucleotides. NCBI's taxonomy places the organism in Eukaryota, Metazoa, Chordata, Actinopteri, Gobiiformes, Gobiidae. The record is from the annotation of a GenBank genome assembly.
AUGGCCGAAGAGACUCUCUAUUCCACGGCUGGGUGGGGUUCUGGCCAGAUCCUACUCUUCACGACCCUGCACCUGCUUCACAAAAUUCUCCGGUUCUUGGGGGUGCUGCUGGCUGUGAUGGUGACCCGGGACCAAGGCGCUCGAUGCGGCCUACGAAAGGCCUGCCUCCAAGACGGUUCCAGACCUAGCACCAUGGAGAGCGGUCGUUGGGACAACGAACCUUUUAACAGGGAGGGGUGUAACAGGAGCUCGGGUCCUCCAGGCGGUCCGAAGGCCAAUCGUUCUGUGCAGCAUCUGGGGCCUGCUGGGGACAAAGCCAUACCAGCACGGCCAAACCACUGCAUUGCCUGGACCCUGACCUUUUAA